Messenger RNA from Salvelinus fontinalis (brook trout), 5107 nucleotides. Its product is annotated as calcitonin gene-related peptide type 1 receptor. The transcript has 13 exons. Gene Ontology annotation, cellular component: plasma membrane. Gene Ontology annotation, biological process: angiogenesis; adenylate cyclase-activating G protein-coupled receptor signaling pathway; cell surface receptor signaling pathway. NCBI's taxonomy places the organism in Eukaryota, Metazoa, Chordata, Actinopteri, Salmoniformes, Salmonidae. Bases 577 to 2043 code for a protein of 488 amino acids. Gene Ontology annotation, molecular function: calcitonin gene-related peptide receptor activity; adrenomedullin receptor activity; calcitonin receptor activity. The record is from RefSeq and is a predicted model, not a curated record.
CUGAGUAUUUGCAGAUGUGAUACUAUUUCUCUAGGAGCUGAUCCGUCGUCAGUAUUGUGGAAUAAUUCUAAUGUUAAAAUAAGAUUUGGAUGGAGACAGAUGACCCGAGAGCAGCGCUGCCUUUCUUUCGAUUCUAUCAGUAUCGACACAUGCCUCAACGACGCACUUUUUAAGUUCCAUCGCUAUUGGGAAACCGGGCCCAACCCCCGAGACAACCCCCGAGACAACCAACCCGGUCUCCCCUACAUGCCGUCGGCGUCUGUUACGCGUGAAUGAUAUUAAAGCUUUGUGGGUUCUCCCGAAGCGCUGUAGGCUAAUUCGUGAUGUAAGAGGAAGUCGGCUAACAAUAGUGGGUGGCUUCCAACAACCUGACAGCAGUCCUAGUCUGACACUUUAUUCAUUGAGUGUCCGGGAUCCGUUGGGUUUGGUUCACUAUCACCGCACCGAAGGUUGCAUUUGGAAAGCUGUCUCUGGAGUGUUUGGUCGGUUUAUGUGACUUUCUAAAUCACGUUGCCAUUGGAUUUUAAGCUAUUGUCAUCAGCAGCUCGAUAGCCAUUAAAGAGUGGAUCGUCUGACAUGCCGAAAAAGAAGAUGGAUGGUUUCGGCUGGUGUUGGAUGGUCAUCUGUCUACUACUGUGCACUCCCACUGAUAUCUUUGUUGUGGCUAGCCCAGAGGUGAACGAGACCCAGGAGCACGUACCGGUGAAUGUCUACCACGACACAGACGUCACCAGGAAAAAGAUUGUGACCGCCCAGUUUGAGUGCUACCAAAAAAUCAUGAAGGAUAACGACCACAACAAAAUAGGUUUCUUCUCUGAUGGUUUCUAUGCUGCAGGGCCAGUGUGUAACCGGACUUGGGAUGGGUGGCUGUGCUGGGACGACACAGAGGCAGGCUUCACUUCAGAACAGUACUGCCCUGACUACUUCCAGGACUUUGACCCCUCAGAAUUGGUGACAAAAAUAUGCAGUGACAACGGCCACUGGUUUCUGCAUCCUGAGAGCAACCGAACAUGGACCAACUACACACGAUGCAACGAGCAUACUAAUGAAGGCAGAAUGACUGCCAUGAAUUUAUUCUACUUGGCCCUCAUCGGUCAUGGCUUGUCACUGACAUCCCUAUUAAUUUCCCUGGGAAUAUUUUUCUAUUUCAAGAGUUUAAGUUGUCAACGAAUCACUCUCCACAAAAACCUCUUCUUCUCCUUUGUAUUGAACUCGGUCAUUACCAUCAUCUGGCUGACCGCUGUGGCGAAUAACCAGGAGCUGGUACAAAGAAACCCUACGAGCUGUAAAGUGUCCCAGUUUAUCCAUCUUUAUCUUUUUGGUUGCAACUAUUUCUGGAUGCUUUGUGAAGGGAUAUACCUGCACACCCUCAUCGUUGUUGCUGUGUUUGCUGAGAAACAGCACUUGAUGUGGUACUAUCUUCUCGGCUGGGGCUUUCCUCUAAUUCCAGCAUCUAUACAUGCAAUCGCUCGCAGUUACUACUACAAUGACAAUUGUUGGAUAAGCUCCAACACUUCACUCCUCUACAUAAUCCAUGGGCCCAUCUGCGCUGCUCUGUUGGUGAACCUGUUCUUCCUGUUGAACAUUGUGCGUGUCCUGAUCACCAAGCUAAAGGUAACCCACCAGGCUGAGUCCAGUCUCUACAUGAAGGCGGUGCGUGCCACCCUGAUUCUGGUACCUCUCCUGGGGAUCCAGUACGUCCUGUUGCCCUACAAACCAGAGGGACGGGUUUCCUCUGAGAUCUAUGACUACAUCAUGCACAUCUUAAUGCAUUAUCAGGGUCUGCUGGUAGCCACCAUCUUCUGCUUCUUCAAUGGAGAGGUGCAAGGGGUUCUGAGGAGACAUUGGAACCAGUACCGUAUCCAGUUUGGAAGCACCUUCGCCCACUCAGAUGCCAUGCGGUCUGCCUCGUACACUGCUUCGUCCAUCACCGAGGUCCAGGGCUGCUACAGCAUCGACAGCCACACAGAACACUUGAACGGCAAGGGGGCCUGCCUCGACAUCGAGACCUCCAUCUUAAAAUCAGAGAACCCGUUCGCCUGAGGAUAGGAUGAUUCUUUUUCGGAAUGGUGGGGAAGGAGAGGCUGCAGUUUGUUACUAGGUUUACUGGGUUAACCGAGGGAGGGGAGAAAGAAGGGAUAAACAACAGAAACUUUCGGCCACUUGUAUACGCACUGAAAAAAAAAAAAGAAACACAUUUUGCUACCUUUGAUUAACACAUUGAAAUGGGCACUUAAUCGUUUUAUCAGCUUAGUGAGAAUCACUUUUUGCCACCCUUUUUCAAGUAUCCAUGUAUGAAGCUUCUUUGCUGCUUAUCAGAGGAAGCCAAAUGUAUAUAUUCUGAUAAUUUAUCUUAAAGCAUUCAAGUGUUAGGCAGUCCUUUUAACAUGACUGUACAUAAAUGUAAGAAGGAGGUUUGACAAUCCAGAUAUUAUCAGUUCAGAUAAAGCCUGGGUGUUUGCCCAAAAGUAUUAUUUGUGACAUGCCAAACCAAGAACCGCCCUUGUCGGCUAUUUUUAUACACAACAAUCUAUGCCACUAAAAACUAGGCUCUCUGGGGCUAUUAUCUGUGUUUCUCUAGCUGAAUCUAAGCUCAAAUUAAGGGCAAAGUUACGAAGAUAUACAGUACAGUCCCUUGUUGGUAGUUAAUCACUUUUGAAAAGGUACAUGCUUUACCAUUAUCAACUAUUGUCAUUUAUGCCAAUAUCUGUCCUGUACAACUGAAUGUUACUUCAAUUAUGAAGUUUGGUUCUGGCACUGUUUUAAAUCUAUGGAAUAAAUAUUUAUAGGUUAAACCUGACAUUCCCCUCAGUGGCAAACGGUAUGCCUAUAAAACAUUGUGUUCUCUAUAUGUCUGGCACAUACUGUAUGUUCAUAUAUACUAAAUUCCAUAUAAUUGCCACUGUUCACUAUCGGAAUCAUUCAUGUGAAUUUCACUACUUUUUAAAUGAUCGUUUUCAUCCAAAUGCUGGAAAUGACUCACAAUCAGAUUAUGUAAAGUAUGUGGACACCCCUUCAAAUUAGUGGAUUUGGCUAUUUCAGCCACAGCUGUUGCUGACAGGUGUAUACAAUUGAGCAUACAGCCAUGCAAUCUCCAUAGACAAACGUUAGCAGUAGAAUGGCCCGCACUGAAGAACUCAGUGACUUUCAGCGUCGCACCGUCAUAGGAUACCGCCUUUCCAAAAAGUCAGUUUGUCAAAUUUCUGCCCUGCUAGAGCUGCCCUGGUCAACUGUAAGUGCUGUUAUUGUGAAGUGGAAGAUCACAGAACGGGACUGCCGAGUGCUGAAGCCCUUUGCGAGUACAAAUUGUCUGUCCUCGGUUGUGACACUCACAACCAAGUUCCAAACUACCUCUGGAAGCAAUGUCAGCACAAGAACUGUUCGUCGGGAGCUUCAUAAAAUGAGUUUCUAUGGCUGAGCAGACGCACACAAGCCUAAGAUUACCAUGUGCAAUGCCAAGCGUCAGCUGGAGUGGUGUAAAGCUCACCACCAUUGGACACUGGAGCAGUGGCAUCACGUUCUCUGGAGUGAUAAAUCACACUUCACCAUCUGUCAGUACGACGGACAAAUCUGGGUUUUGUGGAUGCCAGGAGAACGCCACCUGCCAGAAUGCAUAGUGCCAACUGUGAAGUUAGGUGGAGAAGGAACCAUGUUUUUCAUGGUUCAGGCUAGGCCCUUUAGUUCCAGUGAAGGGAAAUCUUAACACUACAGCAUACAAUGACAUUCUAGAUGAAUCUGUGCUUCCAACUUUGUGCCAACAGCUUCGGGAAGGCCCUUUCCUGUUUCAGCAUGACAAUGCCCCUGCGCACAAAGUGAGAUCGAUACAGAAAAUGUUUGUCGAGAUCAAUGUGGAAGAACUUGACUGGCCUGAACAGAGCCCUGACUUCAACCCCAUUGAACACCUUUGGGCUGAAUUGGAACGGCAACUGCGAGCCAGGCCUAAUCGCCCAACAUCAGUGCCCAACCUCACUAAUGCUCUUGUGGCUGAAGGGGAGCAAGUCCCCGCAGCAAUGUUCCAACAUCUAGAGGAAAGCCUUCCCAGAAGAGUGCAGGGUGGACCAGCUACAUAUUAAUGCCCAUGAUUUUGGAAUGAGAUGUUUGACGAGCAGGUGUCCACAUACUUUUGUAUGUUGUAAAUCUUGCAGUGCAGAAAUGCAAUUAAGGUGAGUGCUUUAUGUAAAUAUACUGUAUAUAUUUACGCAGUAUUUAUGGGUGUAUGCGAGGCAUUCAAAUAUGAAGCAGCUGUCAUAUAGAAGUGUGUGGGAGGUUGUCAGCAGGAAGUUGUUGUUUUUUUACCAUGUUGAUGCUUUUACUGAUCAUUAGCCAUCGGACUGACAUUCAAAUGAAUUGUCUCUGCCAUUUCUGCUAGCUUUCCACAAGGGUACAAACAAAGCCAUUCCUCCAUUUUGCCAGUGCACUCUGAUGGAGGGUGAAUGAUGCCUGAAUUGCAUCUGUAAAUCCUAACAAGGAAAGUUGUUUUGGCCGUCCAAAACAACUUUGAGUUUGUAGGAAGAGGAACAGGCAUCUACCACUGGAACGUUGUAAUCCUAAUCAUACAGUGACCGUUGGUAACUAAACACUAAACAGAUACUAUUACACAGCACGUGUGUGUGUGUGUGUGUGUGUGUGUGUGUGUGUGUGUGUGUGUGUGUGUGUGUGUGUGUGUGUGUGUGUGUGUGUGUGUGUGUGUGUGUGUGUGUGUGUGUGUGUGUAGUGUGGCAUGGAGACAAGAAGACAUGUCAAUACCAACUCUCAGAUACAUCUCUAUAUUAGCUACCAGUACUUCUGGCAAGUAAAUUCCAUGCAUCCUGUUUUGUAACAUUUGUCAGAAUGUGACGUGGACUGCAGGACAGUUUCUUAUUAAAGAACUUAAUGAUAUCUUAAAACUGUAUUCAAAGGUGUUUUCAUAUUAGACGACUUUGACAUUUGAAGUAGCACUUACUACGAAGAAAAGUAUUUUGAAGGAUAAUGUCUGUAUUGUAUGUUAAAAAUGUACUGUGUAUAUAUAUUUGGAAGUCUACACACCCUGACUCCACUCGACUGUAUGAGUGUAAUUUGUAUGUGUUUUAUUCUUUGGAUGUGAAAAUAUAUAUUUGUGAAACAUUUA